GCCCCACACCUCUGCCGGCCCCAGACCAGCCGCUGCCUCCCUGCUGCUGGUGCUCAGCUGUUUUAAACCUCCAGAAUUGAAUUUCAGGGUGAAGCUGUGCUCCCAGCCCUGCUCGGAUGUGCUACGGAAUCCUGGAACGAUUUAAGUGGGAAGGGACCUUAAAGAGCAUCYCAUUCCAACACUCUGCCACGGGUGCUAUCCCAGGCUGCUCAGAGCGCUGUUAGAGCUGGCCUCCAACCUUCCCAGGGAUGGGGCGGGCACAGAUUUUCUGGGCAACCCGUGCCAGCAUCGGUGGAGGGGCGGCAGCUUUCCUGGUCAGCACCCCGUACUCGCUGUGCGUGUGCCCUGAGGGCCAGAACGUCACCCUGAGCUGCCGGAUCAGCGGCGCCCUGGCCGAGCGCCACGACCUGCUCUACAAAACUUGGUACUUCAGCAGCAGCGGCGACCGGAGCUGCUCCGACAAGCGGCACAUCCGCAAYGUCACCGACAAGGAGCUGCACCACGACCUGGGCAGGCACCACGAGCUGCCGGGAAACGCCUCCCAAAAGCGGCCGAGCGGCCACCACCGCGGCGUGGAGUUCGUCCCCGACCGGCACGGCGCCUUCCACAUCGUGGUGACCAACCUGACCCUGCAGGACAGCGGCAAUUAUUGCUGCUACGCCGUGGAGGUGCGGCGGGAGCACGGCAAGCCCCACAGCACGCAGGUGGCCCACGGCUUCGUGGAGCUGCAGAUCCAGCGAGGCAAGGGAGGCCUUCAGAACUGCACAUUUCAUACUGCCACCAGCAAAGAUAUCACGGCAGCCGYGCUGGCCACGGGCGCCUGCAUCGUGGGCAUCCUCUGCCUGCCCCUCAUCCUGCUCCUCAUCUACAAGCAGAGACAGGCUGUCAGCAGCAGACGAGCCCACGAGCUUGUCAGGAUGGACAGCAGYGCCCAGGGCAUUGAAAACCCCGUGUUUGAGGCGGUGCCAACAGCGAGUGUGGAGCCACGGCCSCAGCCCCAGCUCUCCUACGUGGCCAGCCGGCUGCCCUCCGAGUCCGGCCGGCAUCUGCUGUCAGAGCCCAACACGCCCCUGUCCCCCCCCGGGCCUGGGGACUGCUUCUUCCCGACCCUGGAUCCUGUUCCCGACUCACCAAAUUCCUUGAAAGCCUAAAGACCCCAGAGGGACCCACAUGGUGCAGACCACUCCACACUCAUCCAGCCGGUCCCCCCACGGAUGGCAGGGCCAGGGGCAGCAAAGCCUUCAGGAAUGAAGCWGUGUGCAGGAUCCCUGCCCUUGUCUCCCAUCCUGCCCCUGCCCUGGGACUGGAAGUGAACCUCUCUUGCUCAGAUUUCAAUUUUUAACUACCUGUUUCCAUGGGGAAGCGURCAGCUCUGUACUGCUCACAUUUUACAGACUGGCUGGAAAUUGAGGAUGUGAGGAUGGAAGGRUGUCCUGCACCUGCAGGCUUCCCUGAGGAUUAACUUAUUGCUGGGGUUUAAGCUCUGCAACAUCAACGCUUUUCUGGAUCCUCGACUGAACAUCCUCUCUGGGAGUGGAUGGUAAAGAUUCAGCGUGGAACAAAACAGGAUCACUGGCCAACCUUGUACUACCUUUUUCUUUGCAAAAACAGGAAGGGGAGAGGCUCCCUGUGGCCACCAGAGCCCUCCUUCUCUACCAGCCUUUUGCGAUGGCCGUGGACUUGUGAUGCUGAUACCUUUUCAGCAGGACACAUGUWGGGAUGAGCCUUAUUUCUGCUGCAGUUUUAUCCUUGGCUUGGGAUCAGGGCAAUUUCUCUUUCUGUUUGUUUCAUUAUCAGUGCUGAUUAAAAGCAAAA
Malurus melanocephalus (red-backed fairy wren) is the source of this 1815-nucleotide messenger RNA. It is a transcript of the gene VSIR, whose product is annotated as V-set immunoregulatory receptor. Gene Ontology annotation, biological process: positive regulation of regulatory T cell differentiation; regulation of immune response; negative regulation of CD4-positive, alpha-beta T cell proliferation. NCBI's taxonomy places the organism in Eukaryota, Metazoa, Chordata, Aves, Passeriformes, Maluridae. The coding region runs from base 249 to 1151 and encodes 300 amino acids. The transcript is spliced from 7 exons. The record is from RefSeq and is a predicted model, not a curated record. Gene Ontology annotation, cellular component: plasma membrane.